Messenger RNA from Dermacentor andersoni, 2477 nucleotides. Its product is annotated as neurotrophin 1-like. Gene Ontology annotation, molecular function: Toll binding; growth factor activity. Lineage: Eukaryota; Metazoa; Arthropoda; Arachnida; Ixodida; Ixodidae. Gene Ontology annotation, biological process: innate immune response; central nervous system formation. Gene Ontology annotation, cellular component: extracellular region. The record is from RefSeq and is a predicted model, not a curated record.
AUCCGGUCCAGGCCGCCCCAGAGGCGACCCGUCCCUUCGGGAGGACCUCCUGGACCCCUGGGUCCUGCCAGGCCGAGCUCUGGCUACCCUCCUGCAGGAGAGCCCCCAACUGGCCCACCCGUGGUGGUACCGCGACCUGACAGGCCUGGUCCGGAUGGCGAUUUCCCGCCUUGCAAAGUACAAGGGGAAAACUUCUGUGUCCUCACUAACGACUACCCAUCCGACUACGUGGGAAAGAUGGUGGAGCGGGACCUGAAAAAGAUCAAAAUCAUGUACGAGGAGCUGCAGACCGUCGGCGACCCCGAGCUCUUCCCCAACCACCUGGGCACCGGGCCGGCCGCGCGCGGAGCGUUCGCCUGCGAGACCGACGCGAAAACGAUGCGGCCUGGCUGGGCCAAGGACGCCGUCUCCGGGGAGUGGAUGCUCGUCAUCAACACGGACGCCUUCCCGCAGAAAGUGCGAACAGAAAGCUGCAGAAAACCCGACGAGCCGUGCUCCUUCAUCGCCCCGUUCUACGAGUCGACGUGCCAGCAGCGCUACAGCCUGCACCGGCUGCUGGCGCUGCACCCGUGGAACCCCGAGAGGAGCCCGCAGGUGACGCUCUUCAAGUUCCCCGCCGGCUGCUCGUGCCGCGUCGACGCCAGCGGAGGUGCCGCCCAGCCGCAGUCGUACAAGAAGUGACCGCGGCUUCCUGCACUCUCUUGCUUAGAGGACGCGCUCACUCUCGACCUGAAAUGAGUUUGCUCGUCACAGAUCCCCGGCUUUCGAUCAAAGAACGUGGGCAUUCUCCAGCCUUUUUCCCGUUCAGCAUUAUAUACCGAUGUGUCCCUGGUUUCGGUGGUAUGCACGAUUUUCUACCAUGGGUAGGCGCACUUGCUACCUAAGGUGCGACAACAUUGUCAGAUCGAGAAGCAUAGGCAAUGCGAGCUUCUUAAUCCGUCGCAGGAUGGCUCAAUUUUUGAAAGCAGUAGCAACUAAUGAAUCACUUUGUAAUCCGGCUGUUAGCACCGGGCACGGCUCAGUAGUACGGAAGCUGCAUGCGAGCUGAGUUUUGUCUAUCAGGUUUCUUACCGGAGCGCCAACCUUAUUAUUCAAGCACAAUGUUAUUCAAGUACGAAUAAUAUUCAUCUAUGACUUCGUAAAAACGAUCUAAAAAGCCGGGUUAUUCUAAUGUGUUUCACUAUCACAGAAAAGCAUGCAAGCGCGUGUGCUGGACCGCUAGUAUUCCUCCGGAAAACGACAGGCUGAAAUGUACAGCAUUCGGACACAUAUUCCGUGUCAUUGCAAUAUCUGUACCGUAAGAAUUUCUUUAAACAUGUUUUAGAUAAGCGCAAAUAAGAGGUACUGCGCAUAUAACCGCAGGAGUUUCUUUCACUCAUAAGCCAACAUGCUCACAAUUGGGACAGCCAAAGUAAUUAUUGCAUGAUUUGUUGAGCAUGACCAAGAGCAGUGUCUUCCUCAUAAACUCAGACAGUUACGAACACUUGUAGUAGAAACUUUGGCAACGCCUAAGUUUCACGAUCGAAAGAGAAUUCCUGCGAAGAAAUAUGGGCUCAGAUAAGUACCAUUUCAGUCCUGCAGUUAUCGACAAGCUUUCGUUAUGUAUGUCUGUGGUGGCGUGUCAUGUGACCAAAAAUUGCGUGUGCCUUCUCUGUGAUCAGCGACCUUUGAACCGAUGAUGGUCAAAAAUUGUUGCUGUGGAAGACCCGCUUGCACCUCGCAAUGUACGUCUACGCUUCCUGUGUCCCUGUUAUAACUGCCUCUUUUCUUCAUGUGCCUAUAUAAUCCAUGCGCUGCCUGAAACCGUGCUAAAUCUCGCUGUAUCAGCUGUUAAGGAUUCCACCCGAUGCUGCAUGUUCCUUCCCGGAAGUGCUGUGUCUGUGCUCCUUUGUAGUUUUUGUUUCUUCCUACUUUAUAACAGGGGGGACGCCGUGACGUCAUAGAAACAGGAGGGGGAAUGCCUGGGACUUGCGCCACAGUUUCCAUGCUUACCAGCAGGAAACUAUUUCACUUGCAUUUGCAUGCCCGCUAACGGCCACUCACUCUGAAAUGCAUUCUAUGUGGCAAACCUAGAAGUUUCCUCUGAGAUGCCAGCUUCUGUGUGUCCUCUCUCUGCUUGCUGAGGUAGUAAGCAGAGGCAAGCGUAGAUGCGGCCCUGCGUCAAGGGGGGUGACGCAAUGCUGUGCACCCUCCAUGCUCAGGGCGCUUUCCGAGUGUGCAGUAUCCCCUUCGCGUUUCUAUAGAGCCCACGCGAAUUGCGACGUCCCCCUCACUCUGCCCUCAUCGCGAUGCGUCCCAGUAUUUCUUUGUUUCACGUUACAAUCGUGUAUUCAGUGGACGCCAGAUGGCCCUUUCUCGUGGUUUUCAGACAAGGGUGCAAGCAGCGCGAAUGACUCUGAUCUAUGAAUGUAUGUUUUUCCUUUCAAUGUAGCACAUACUGCGCAAGUCGCGUCUAAUAAACAGUCUCGGAAAACGUG